Mycena indigotica is the source of this 1695-nucleotide messenger RNA. RefSeq lists its product as uncharacterized. Gene Ontology annotation, molecular function: protein serine/threonine kinase activity; ATP binding. The record is from RefSeq and is a predicted model, not a curated record. Gene Ontology annotation, biological process: intracellular signal transduction; peptidyl-serine phosphorylation. The coding region runs from base 52 to 1695 and encodes 547 amino acids. Gene Ontology annotation, cellular component: spindle pole body. Lineage: Eukaryota; Fungi; Basidiomycota; Agaricomycetes; Agaricales; Mycenaceae. The transcript is spliced from 6 exons.
GCGGGCCAACAUCCAAAUUUAGAAGGUGUUUUCCCUUUUCAAGCGACGACCAUGUUGGGCAAAUCGUCGGCCGUCUCUGGGUUGCCCACCUACCGUGACGUGCAUAUGGAAACCGCCAAAGGCAUUGAAUCGCUCGGCGGGCUACCAGAUGUGCGAAUGGCGACAGCCAAAGCGUUCCCAACCGACAUCUUGAUGGAGACUGCGAAAGAUAAGACGACGAUGAAAGCGGGCGGGCUGAAAGUCUGGGAGCGCGAGGUUCUGUCAAACCCAGAGGUCAAGCGGAAGGCUACUGUGGCCCAACUCUAUUUCCUCGAUUACUACUUCCAAACGCUCGGCUACAUCCAUUCUCGCAAAGAACGACGUGCGAAAUUCGACAAGGACACUGCGGCGCGCGAUCUCAAGCCCACGGAAUACGCGAAAGAGUUCAAAUCGUACUGUGGGAGGGAGCGAGUUUUGCUUCGUCGUCGUCGGACCAAGCUACGAGUCGACCAGUUCCACAUUAUUGCUCAGGUUGGCCAAGGUGGCUAUGGCGAGGUUUUUCUUGCGCGGAAACAAGAGACUGGCGAGGUCUGCGCUCUCAAGAAAAUGCGCAAGCGAACACUGCAUAAAAUGGACGAGAUUCGCCAUGUGCUCAUCGAGCGUGAUAUUCUCACUGCAACCAAAACUCCCUGGCUUGUCCGUCUCCUCUAUGCUUUCCAAGAUCCCCAAUUCGUCUAUCUUGCGAUGGAAUACGUGCCCGGUGGCGACUUCCGUACCCUUCUCAACAAUUCUGGCGUCCUGAAAGAAGAGCAUGCACGCUUCUACAUCAGCGAGAUGUUUGCUGCUGUGAACGAGCUCCAUAAGCUAGGCUAUAUCCAUCGCGACCUCAAACCCGAGAAUUUCCUUGUGGAUGGGACAGGCCAUGUCAAGCUUACGGACUUUGGACUUGCCACUGGCGCAUUGAAUCCUAAACUUAUAGAAUCACUCAAGCUCAAACUCGACAAGGUCAAAGAUAAUCAGAUUGUGCACCGAUCGACUAUCGAACGUCGGUCCAUAUAUCGCUCGAUUCGCAACGAAGACGCGCGCUAUGCAGACUCCAUCGUUGGAUCACCUGAUUACAUGGCGCCUGAGGUUCUCCGCGGCAAACCAUAUAAUCUCUCCGUCGACUACUGGUCUCUAGGGUGCAUCUUGUUCGAGUUCCUCGCAGGCUUCCCGCCAUUUAGCGGCAGCACUGCGGACGAAACGUGGACCAAUCUCAAGAACUGGCAGACAGUUUUACGCCGCCCGGAGUACGACAAGCCAGAAGACCUUAUUUUCAACCUUACGGACGUUGCUUGGGACGCUGUUACUUGCCUUAUUGCCCAUUCCUCCUCCCGACUUACUUCACUCGAACAAAUACGUGUACACCCUUUCUUUGAUGGUGUGCAAUGGGAUGACUUGCGCGGAGUAGAAGCGCCUUUCGUUCCAGCGCUUGACUCGGAAAUCGACACUGGCUACUACGACGACUUUACAAGCUUAGAGGACAUGGCCAAGUACGCAGAAGUGAAGGAGAAGCAACGGAACGUAGAUGCGGUAAAGGAGAAGGACGAUACGUUCGGACGGGGCGUCUGGGUUGGUUUCACGUUCGGGAAGAACGGGCCUGGGCUUAAUUCGCGGGGGAUGGUGGGGCUUGGGGGUGGUGGUGGAGACGAUGGGGCACUUGCGACGAUAUUUUGA